AACCCCACUGUCAUGCCUAUAAAUCCCAAGAGCAAAGGGUGGCACGAUUCCUCCCGCGCCCCUGCGGGCUGAAGGCGGGCACUAAAGCAGUGCAGUUCCAAGCUUCCCCUGCAGAAGCCACGCUCCUGACUUGGUCCGGUGAUAGAGGGGGCGCGAGAGAGCAAGUGGGCGGGCGUCCCAUCCUCCGCAUCCUCCUCCAAGUCCUGGCGCGCAGGGAGGGAGCGCUGCGCUGCGCCGGGCUGCGCAUCGCGGCCCACUUGCCGCCUGUCCCCUGCCCUGGCUGGGCCACCUCCCCGGGCUGCCGGUGGAGGGCUUCGAGGCGCUAACGUUACGCUGUUUCCGGUUUUCCAGAGGGCUCUGUUUCCCCUCCCAAGGCGGCGGCGGCUGAGCGGCGGAGCCCCCCAAAUGGCCUGGCCAGAUGCGGCAGGUUUGCUGCUCAGCGCUGCCGCCGCCACUGGAGAAGGCUCGGUGCAGCAGCUACAGCUACAGCUACAGCGACAGCAGCAGCAGCAGCAGCAGCAGCAACAGCAGCAGCAGAAGCAGCAGCAGCAGAAGCAGCAGCAGCAACAGCAGCAGCAGCAGCGAGAGCGGCGGCAGCAACAGCAACAGCGGCAGCAGCAGCAUCUCCCGUCCCGCUGCGCCCCCAGAGCCGCGGCCGCAGCCACAGCCGCAGCCCCGCAGCCCCGCAACCCCGAGAGCCGCCGCCCGCUCGCGAGCCGCAGCCGCCGGCGGCAUGAGGCGCGACCCGGCCCCCGGCUUCUCGAUGCUGCUCUUCGGUGUGUCGCUCGCCUGCUACUCGCCCAGCCUCAAGUCGGUGCAGGACCAGGCGUACAAGGCACCCGUGGUGGUGGAGGGCAAGGUACAGGGACUGGCCCCGGCAGGCGGCUCCAGCUCUAACAGCACCCGCGAGCCGCCCGCCUCGGGUCGGGUGGCGCUGGUGAAGGUGCUGGACAAGUGGCCGCUCCGGAGCGGGGGGCUGCAGCGCGAGCAGGUGAUCAGCGUGGGCUCCUGUGUGCCGCUCGAAAGGAACCAGCGCUACAUCUUUUUCCUGGAGCCCACUGAGCAGCCCUUAGUUUUUAAGACGGCCUUUGCCCCGGUCGACCCUAACGGCAAAAACAUCAAGAAAGAGGUGGGCAAGAUCCUGUGCACUGACUGCGCCACGCGGCCCAAGCUGAAGAAGAUGAAGAGCCAGACAGGAGAGGUGGGUGAGAAGCAGUCGCUCAAGUGUGAGGCGGCGGCGGGGAACCCCCAGCCUUCCUACCGCUGGUUCAAGGACGGCAAGGAGCUCAACCGGAGCCGCGACAUCCGUAUCAAGUACGGCAAUGGCAGAAAGAACUCACGACUACAGUUCAACAAGGUGAAGCUGGAAGACGCUGGGGAGUAUGUCUGUGAAGCUGAGAACAUCCUUGGGAAGGACAGCGUGAGGGGCCGGCUCCAUGUGAACAGCGUGAGCACCACUCUGUCAUCAUGGUCGGGGCAUGCCCGGAAGUGCAACGAGACGGCCAAGUCCUACUGUGUGAAUGGAGGCGUGUGCUACUACAUCGAGGGCAUCAACCAGCUCUCCUGCAAGUGUCCUGUGGGAUACACCGGGGACAGGUGUCAGCAGUUCGCAAUGGUCAACUUCUCCAAGCACCUUGGAUUUGAAUUAAAGGAGGCUGAGGAGCUGUACCAGAAGAGAGUCCUGACCAUUACUGGCAUCUGUGUGGCUCUGCUGGUCGUGGGCAUCGUCUGUGUGGUCGCCUACUGCAAGACCAAAAAACAGCGGAGGCAGAUGCAUAACCAUCUCCGGCAGAACAUGUGUCCAGCCCACCAGAACCGGAGCCUGGCCAAUGGGCCCAGCCACCCUCGGCUGGACCCUGAGGAGAUCCAGAUGGCAGAUUACAUCUCCAAAAAUGUGCCAGCCACAGACCACGUGAUCCGGAUGGAAACUGAGACCACGUUCUCUGGGAGCCGCUCCUGCUCACCUUCUCACCACUGCUCCACGGCCACGCCCACCUCCAGCCACAGACAUGAGAGCCACACGUGGAGCCUGGAACGCUCGGAGAGCCUGACCUCGGAUUCCCAGUCGGGCAUCAUGCUGUCGUCGGUGGGCACCAGCAAGUGCAACAGCCCGGCAUGUGUGGAGGCGCGGGCACGGAGGGCGGCAGCCUACAGCCAGGAGGAACGGCGCAGGGCUGCCAUGCCACCCUACCAUGACUCCAUAGACUCCCUGCGUGACUCUCCACACAGUGAGAGGUACGUGUCGGCCCUGACCACGCCCGCGCGCCUCUCGCCCGUGGACUUCCACUACUCGCUGGCCACGCAGGUGCCGACUUUCGAGAUCACGUCGCCCAACUCUGCGCAUGCCGUGUCGCUGCCGCCCGCCGCGCCCAUCAGCUACCACGCGGACGACGACGCGGACGGGGCGCUGGCGGCCGAGAGCACGCCUUUCCUCGGCCUGCGAGCGGCGCACGACGCGCUGCGCUCGGACUCGCCGCCGCUGUGCCCGGCGGCCGACAGCAGGACUUACUACUCCCUGGACAGCCACAGCACGCGCGCCAGCAGCAGACACAGCCGUGGGCCGCCCACGAGGGCCAAGCAGGACUCGGGGCCCCUCUAGGGCCCCACCCCCGCCUCGCCCACCCCGGGUCUCCAGGGAGAGCGGAGACCACCGACUGGAGAGGGAAUAGGAGCAAACAAAGAAAUAAAAAUAUUUUUAUUUUCUAUAAAAAGGAAAAAAAGUAUAACAAAAUGUUUUAUUUUCAUUUUAGCAAAAAAAAAUUGUCUUAUAAUACUAGCUAACGGCAAAGACGUUUUUAUAGGGAAACUAUUUAUAUGUAACAUCCUGAUUUACAGCUUCGGAAAAAAAAAAGAAACAACAAAAAAAAAAAGAGAGAUGGGCCAAUUUUUUGACUCUUUAAUAGAAACCUAUAUUGUGGUGCCUUUUGCUGUACGCUAAUCUGGGGCUCCUGGAGAGUCGUCUGGGGUGCAGGGUGGGGAUGGGCGCUUGUAGGAUCCCAAACCAGUGGAGGUGAGAAAAGGCAGGGAAAGAAGAGACAGACCGAGGUUCUAAUGUCCCUGAGGCUAGUGGACAGUGAGGAAGAACGUGAAGACAAGGCAGAGUUUUAUCUUCCCCAGUCCAAAUCUGGAGUCCAGGGCAGAGAGAGCGGGGAUCCUAAGCUUACAGCUGGAAUUGAGGUCGGCUUACUUCCAGGGGGAGACACAGGCCCCCCCACUACAGCGACUAGAAUGGGGAGGGGUCCUCCCCGCUCCUCACAGCUGCUAAGGGAAAGAGGACAGAGAAGGCAGUCUCCCCACCAGCCCCCGGCCUAGGGAGGGGGCAGCCUCUACAGGGGCCCAACCUUCACGGCUCCUCCUCCCCUGCGGCCUCCAGGAUAGCCUCUGCCCUCUGCAGCACCUUCGUUUACAGGUCGUCUUUUCUAUUUUACGCCUGCAUGUCCUUUGCAUUUCAGAUUCUUUAGAUUGAAUGCAUGGUCACGCUGGGACCCAGAAGAGCCACUCCGACAGUGUAUUCGAUUCCCCUUUUAGCAAUAAAGUAACACCGUGUCCUCACAGCCCAGCCCCCACCCCACCUAUGACUUCCAUCCUCCAGUCCUGCCCACCCCGGCCCUCACAACUGGAUCCAAUGCUAAUUUGUCAAAAAUGGCAAUUGUCUAAAAAAAAAAAACAGACAAGAAAAAAAAAAAAUCCCAAACAGGAGCAAACGGGAAAUCCUGACAUGUCCAAACACCUGACUGUUGACACUUGAACAUUUUUAUAUUAUAAAUAAAAUCAGAACUAAUUCCUGUU
This is a messenger RNA of Peromyscus maniculatus bairdii (prairie deer mouse), 3789 nucleotides long. NCBI's taxonomy places the organism in Eukaryota, Metazoa, Chordata, Mammalia, Rodentia, Cricetidae. The record is from RefSeq and is a predicted model, not a curated record.